CUGUUCUUCGCGUGUACACGCUACAGUAAACGUAACCUUAAAUCUAACACGUUUGAACACAAAGUCUGUGGCUUCGAAUACAAAGGAUGGUAAACGUGGGUGAUCAAACUUCAUCGGGAGCCAAUUUUAAUUUCCAUGUGAUGUUUAAAGAAAAAAAUAAAUCUUUAUCAGCCGGAUAUCAUUGGAUCACAAGCGCUUCGACGUUCGCAGUCGAUGGCGUGUUCUUUGGCGAAACAUCGACUACCUCUCUGUCAUUUGUCUUUACAUCCUGCCGAGCUCCAUUAUAUAAUUUCAUCACGAUCAAUUCACACUUCGCUAUCGGUCCAGUCGGCUGUCCGCACUUUGAGCAAAAAUUUUCACAAAUGGCACGAACGAAUGUGAAAAGGCGACAUUCUGAUUUGCCGCAAUUCGAAUCAGUCGUCAGAAUCUCCAGUCUUCCCAUCGUGGAAAACGGUAUACACAUAGCUGGCAAUGUGUACGAUAGAAUAAAGCGUUCGAAUUCAUUGAUGGGUUGGAGUUUGUAUACUGCUGAACAAUCAUUUGCGAUCGCAACAGCGUCAGCAAAACCCGCGAUUCAUGCAUUAAAUGGACCUAUUACAACGAUCGAUCAAUUGCUCUGUAAAGGUAUAGAUAUCGUUGAACAAAGAGUGCCGGCAGUACAUCUUCCACCACAUCUUAUGUACUGCAAUGCACGAGAAUACGUGAACAAUAAAAUCGUCAGGCCUGUUUUGAUGCGUGCUGGAAGUGUGAAGAUAAUAGGAAGCCAGGCUGCGGAUGUUGCAGUAGACACGUUAGAUGGUGCUUUAACUGUUGCGGACAAAUAUGUUGAUCAUUAUUUACCUGCUGAUGUUACCGACGGUAUAGAUGGUAAAUCAGAUUUCUUUCAUGUUCAAAUUAAUGUGUUACAGUUAGCAACGGAUCCAAUAUUAGCGUUCCAAAAAGCCAAAGAGUUGUGGGGAACUUUAAGUUUGCCCGAACCGGAGAAUCAAGCUCGGCCAACCACUGUAGAGCAAUUAUUGGUACUUCUAACGCGUGAAUCUGCACGUCGUAUUGUACAUCUGGUGAAUGGAACAGCAGCGUUAGCAGCCAAAACUCCUCGCAAUCUUGGCAGACUUCUCAUUAGAGUUUCAAAUCAAUUGCAUGCAGUUGCAAAUGCUACGUUAAACAUGAUACCAAUCAUCAGUCAAAAGAAUGCAACGAAGAAACGUAUUUCAGCUGUACGUUCAGCCAUACAAAGGCUCAAUUCAAUCACGAAUCAUUUAUUGGAGCAGUUUGCAGCUUUUCUAGCUGGUCGUCCAAGCGUUUCAAAAGUAACACACGUCCAGACUCAUCAGCAAAACCACAAUAACCACAGGUCGAUGUCUUCCAAUCCGCCAGUAAAUGGUAUCGAAUCUUCAACUAGAAACAAGGGAUUAGCGAUAAAGAAAAGAAUGGCUACCGAAAUUGCACAACUGCCUCACAUCGAAGUGUUUCAUCGUGUAAUGGAACUUCCAGUAAUUGAAAGUGCAAUAUCAAAAUCUGCAGCGACAUAUUUGCGCGUGAAAGAUUGCAACCAGUUGGUUCAUUGGGCACUAACCACCGCAGAAACUUCUUUAAGCAAUGCAACGAAGCAAGCGGUACCUAUUGCUGCUCCCAUAGCUAAGAAACUCGAGAACCCUAUACACUUCUUUGACCACACGCUGUGUCUUGGUCUCGACAAAAUCGAAGAAAAAGUACCACUGGUUAAAGAGAAACCCGAGCAGGUUAGAAAUCAAUCCCUUUUCCGCAUUUCGCUCGUUAAUAAUUUAAUAAUUUCCCAAGCUUUAAGUUUGAGAGAUAUAAGUUGGAGCAAAGCGAAUCAGAUUUUAGAAACGCAAUAUGGCAGUGCAGCUGUUAGAGGUUUGGAUAGCACAGCUGAUAUUGUUGAUAAAUUAAUCGAUAAAUUUUUUCCUGCUACAAAAGAUGAACAAUCAAUAGAAAGAAUGGCAGAUACUAAAAGCACCUCAUCAUCUGACAGUACACCUCAUCUCGAAGUGAUUAAUCGCGUAAAAAGUAUUCCUGUUAUUCAUUCAGCCAUAGAAAAAACGGGAUCGACAUAUUCUUAUCUCAAAGAUUCACAUCAUUUAAUCAAUUGGGCAUUAACUCAAGCCGAAGCUGGAUUACACUAUGCAACCGCCACAGCUGCUCCUCUUACUGCACCUUUAGCUAAAAAGUUCGAGGAACAAAUUACUGCCGUAGAUCAAAAAUUAUGCGAAGGGUUAAACAUGGUCGAGCAAAAAGUGCCAAUCAUGAAACAACCACCUCAAAAGAUUUAUGAUGCAGCCAAAGCAGUAAUGAGCAGCUCUUUGCAGCCAACAAUUGACAAAUUACACGCUGCAAAAGAAUCAGCUACGCAACAAGCAUCAACUCUUAAAGAAAUUAGUAUGGCAAAGGCUAAUGAAUUGUUAAAUACACAAUAUGGUAAUAUAGCAGUACAAGGUGUUGAUAAUAGUAGCGCUCUCAUUAACGGUUUAUUGGAUCGUUAUUUCCCACCAAUAGAAGGGGAAGAAAACAUACCAGCUCCAGUAUCUGCCGAUGAGAACAAAAUUUUGCAUGCUGUACAAACCAUUGGACAAUUAUCCACGAAAACCGCCAAUCGAGUAUACCAUUCGGUUGUAGCACAAUUAAAAACAGUGAAAAAAGAGGACGUUGCGUCGUACAUGUCGAGCGUUAUAUCUAUUCUUCACCUAACACACUUUUUAAGUUUGAACGAUAAACAGAUCAAUAAUAAAGGUGCGACUGAAGAAAAUACAGAAAAAAAGUAAACCCGAAACUUAUUAGUAAUUGUACAAUAAUGCACCUCUCGUCGAAUAAAUAAUUAUAGCAUAAA
Molecule: messenger RNA, 2848 nt
Organism: Apis florea (little honeybee)
Lineage: Eukaryota; Metazoa; Arthropoda; Insecta; Hymenoptera; Apidae
Gene: Lsd-1
Product: lipid storage droplet-1
Biological process (GO): positive regulation of triglyceride storage; lipid storage
Cellular component (GO): lipid droplet; cytosol
Source: RefSeq, a predicted model, not a curated record